Dunckerocampus dactyliophorus (ringed pipefish) is the source of this 5326-nucleotide messenger RNA. It is a transcript of the gene unc5ca, whose product is annotated as unc-5 netrin receptor Ca. The record is from RefSeq and is a predicted model, not a curated record. Bases 266 to 3151 code for a protein of 961 amino acids. The transcript is spliced from 18 exons. NCBI's taxonomy places the organism in Eukaryota, Metazoa, Chordata, Actinopteri, Syngnathiformes, Syngnathidae. Gene Ontology annotation, cellular component: membrane. Gene Ontology annotation, molecular function: protein binding; netrin receptor activity. Gene Ontology annotation, biological process: netrin-activated signaling pathway.
GUCAGCGUCCUCUCAGAGUCACUCACUCCCGCCGUGCACACACACGCGUGCAAGGACCCGUUCACUCCAACCUGCGCCUAUUUGGAAACGACGACAGGAGGAGGCUUCGCAUCCGAGUGAUUUUUUGCACUUUUGGGUGUCUCCCCCCCACCCCGGACCCCUCAUCUCCACGCACCCCCUUCACUGGGGGAGCUGUGAUUUAAUUUUUUGGUGUUAUUAUUCUUUUUUUUCCCGCCGUGGACUGAGGAGUUUGGUUGUGCUUGGCAUGGGGAGAAGUGCGCAGAGACGCUGUGGAGCUGAACUCGGGUCGUGGACGUGCGCCACGCCGGGCGUCCUCCUCGUCUCGCGGCUGCUGCUGGUGCUGCUGGGCUGCUUCGUCCACGCAGGACUCUGCCAGGUGCGAGACGACGACGACUUCCUCAGCCUGAGCGAGCUUCCCGAAACCUUUCCGUCCGACCCUCCGGAGCCCUUGCCGCACUUCUUGUUUGAGCCUGAGGAAGGCUACAUCGUCAAGAACAAGCCCGUCAACCUGUACUGCAAGGCCACACCCGCCACUCAGAUUUACUUCAAGUGCAACAGCGAGUGGGUCCACCAGAAGGACCACACUGUGGAGGAACGGGUAGACGAGAACUCGGGUCUGGUGGUGAGAGAAGCCAGCAUAGAAAUAACAAGGCAGCAGGUGGAGGAGCUGUUUGGACCAGAAGAUUACUGGUGUCAGUGUGUGGCAUGGAGCUCCGCUGGGACCACCAAGAGUCGCAAGGCGCACGUACGCAUCGCGUACCUGAAGAAGUCCUUUGAACAGGAGCCCCUGGGCAAGGAAGUGUCUCUGGAACAGGAAGUUCUGUUGCAGUGCCGCCCACCAGAGGGCAUACCAGCAGCGGAGGUGGAGUGGCUGAAGAACGAAGAAAUUAUUGACCCGGCGGAGGACAGAAACUUCUACAUCACCAUCGACCACAACCUGAUCAUCAAGCAAGCGCGUCUGUCGGACACAGCCAACUACACGUGCGUGGCCAAGAACAUCGUGGCCAAAAGACGCAGCACCACAGCGACUGUCAUUGUUUAUGUCAAUGGUGGAUGGUCGACAUGGACAGAGUGGUCCGUGUGCAACAGCCGUUGUGGGAGGGGCUUCCAGAAACGAACGCGCAGCUGCACCAACCCCGCCCCGUUAAACGGUGGACUCCCAUGUGACGGACAGGCCAUACAGAAGCUGCCAUGUACCACCUUGUGCACGGUGGACGGCAUGUGGACCGAGUGGUCCAAAUGGUCGGCUUGCGGGACGGAAUGCACCCAGUGGAGGAGGAGGGAGUGCAACAACCCCGCCCCCAAAAAUGGAGGGAAGGACUGCGAGGGGCUCGUGCUUCAGUCUCAGAACUGCACCGACGGACUCUGUAUGCAAAGUUCAUUGUUUCAGACGUCCGUUGAGCCCAAAGACAGACAGAGUGAUUUGGGAUUCACAUCUGCUCCGAGCACAGACGAUGUGGCUCUCUACGUGGGCGUGGUCAUCGCCGUCAUCAUGUGCCUGGUCAUCUCCGUCAUUGUGGCGCUUUUUGUGUACCGCAAGACGCACCGCGACUUCGACUCGGACAUCAUCGACACGUCUGCGCUGAACGGAGGCUUCCAGUCGGUCAACAUCAAGACGGCUAGAUCAGCCGACCUGCUGACAGCCCCUCCUGAUUUGACAAAUGCCGCCGCCAUGUAUCGUGGUCCCAUGUAUGCCCUCCAUGACGUAUCAGAUAAAAUCCCAAUGACCAACUCUCCACUCUUAGAGCCCCUCCCCAACCUGAAGAUCAAAGUGUACAACUCCUCCGGUCUGGUCACGCCGCAGGACGACCUCGGAGGAGACUUCACGUCCAAACUGUCCCCUAAGGUAACGCAGUCUCUGCUGGAGAACAGCGACACCAUGAACCUUCGCAACCAGAGCUUGGCCCGGACUCGAGACCCUUCCUGUACCGCUCACGGGUCCUUCAGCAACCAGGGAGGACACCUCAUCGUUCCCAACUCUGGAGUGAGCCUGCUGGUUCCGGCGGGUGCGGUCCCACAGGGGAGGCUGUAUGAGAUGUAUGUGACGGUGCACAGGAAGGACAGCUCCAGACCCCCCGUAGAGGACGUCCAGACUGUGCUGAGUCCGGUGGUGAGCUGUGGACCUCCAGGAGCUCUGCUGACCAGACCAGUGAUCCUCACCAUCCACCACUGUGCUGACAACGUGCAGGAGGACUGGCUCAUACAGCUGAGGAAUCAACUGGCCAUGGGCGAGUGGGAGGAUGUGGUGGUGGUAGGAGAGGAGAACUUCACCACCCCUUGCUACGUACAGAUGGACUCGGAGGCCUGUCACAUCCUCACUGAGACCCUGGGCACGUACUGCCUGGUGGGUCAGUCCAUGGGCAAAGCGGCCGCCAAGAGGCUCAAACUGGCCGUCUUUGGACCCGUGUCCUGCACCACGCUGGAUUACCACAUCAGGGUCUACUGUCUGGACGACACGCAGGACGCACUCAAGGAGGUUCUUCAGAUGGAGACCCAGAUGGGAGGCAAGCUCCUGGAUGAGCCAAAGACUCUCAACUUUAAAGACAGCACUCACAACCUGAGACUGUCCAUCCACGACGUGCCGCACCCGCACUGGAAGAGCAAACUCAUCGCCAAGUAUCAGGAGAUCCCCUUCUACCAGGUGUGGAGCGGCAGCCAGAGAAGCCUUCACUGCACCUUCACGCUGGAGAGGAUGAGCUCGGCCAUCACGGAGGUCAGCUGUAAGCUGUGUGUGAGGCAGGUGGAGGGCGAGGGGCAGAUCUUUCAGCUCAGCAACACCCUGGAGGAGGAGCUCCAGUGCAUAGACACGUCCCUCAUGGACCCAGCCAGUAACAUCACCACUUUAGUGGGACCCAACGCCUUCCGCAUCCCCUUGUCCAUCAGACAGAAACUGUGUGGCAGUCUGGACGCGCCGCAGACGCGAGGGAACGACUGGAGGAUGUUGGCCCACAAGCUCAACCUUGACAGGUACCUGAACUACUUCGCCACCAAGUCCAGUCCAACAGGGGUCAUCCUGGACCUCUGGGAGGCCCAGCACUUCCCGGACGGAGACCUCAACGAGCUGGCCGCCGUGCUGGAGGAGAUGGGCCGCCAUGACAGCAACCUGUGCUCCAUGACCACGGAACACUGACCGGGAACAACGACGACGACGACAUACAGCGGUAGAAACGUUCACAGUGCUGGCGGUCGGAUGCUAGCGGAACCACCAAAACAGGACGCUGGCUGGAUGUGGAUCUUCGCGGAUGCGUCUUCUUGUGAAUUUUAGCCGCCAAUGGAGCAGAUCAGGAAGUAAACACAACACGCCAAAAAGACUACUUGUUACUUCAAAGUUAGAAAUAGUCAUCACAGGUUGAAGAAGCGUGAAAAAGCAGGUCAGAAAAGCGUGAAAGACGAGGAGUGCUGUUAGCAAAGUCACGGAACGUAGCUAAAAGGAAGGUUAGGACACGAGACUGACGAGGGUCACGAAGUCUUUGGGAAUGUUCAAAAGCCUUUUGUUUGGCAUCUUUCCGUCCUUUCCGAGGGAAUGCCGAUGAUCUUAUUUGGUAAAAGCAACCGUCAAUCAAUGGCCUCUCCUGAAACAAGCCCCUCCCACAAAAAACCUUAACACCCUACUUGUAAGACGUCGUCAGUGAUGGCUGUAGGGUUUUUUAUUUUUUAUUUUGUUACAUGAAGUAUUUUUCCCAGAGGGAAUGGAAGGGAAUUCAUAAAAGCCAUGGCAGGGAUAUCAACGUUUCCAGCAGCCAGUCUUUUUCUGGAUCAAGCGUCAGCUUGGAAAAACAGAAAAGAAAAAAAGAAAAGAAAAAUGUUGCGCAAGAAACGAUCUAAAAUGAGGCAGUGAAUGCAUCACGUCAUGAUUUCACUCAUUCACUUCAAUUUGUUUGCAUUAUGCAGUUGAAGUGUGGCAUCCCCGUCGUCACUUGGAUGAUCACUAGCGCCCUCCAGUGGCCUUUGACCAAUAUGUUUUUUAUUGUGUAAAUACAUGAUUAGCAUCUAUGAAAUAUUAUAUUUUUGCUCAGUGAUUAUUGUUGUUUGUUUCAUUAUCAUCAUUACUGUCUUAUUUUCUUUUAUGUUUUAUUGUUUUAAAAGUUGGAAUUUGAUUUUUUUUUAUUAUUACAUUUUUUUUAUUCUAAUAAAAAAAAUGUAAGGUUCCAGUUUUUUUAUUUGAUGGUUUAAGUUAAUUAUACAAAUCAAUGAAACUAUUGCUCCAAAUCACAUUUUUAAAAUCCAAUAUUUCAAGUGUUAGAAGGAAACUGUUCCAACUUUUUAAAUUACACUUUUUUAAAUUGUUUUAAAUUACAUUUCGACAUUUUAACCAUGAAAUAAAUCCAACUCUUAAUUUUAUUAAUGCAAUAUAUAUAUGUGUGUGUGUAUGUGUGUGUGUGUGCGUGUACACACACACACAGGAUUUUAUACAGUUGAUAUAUUGCAUAAUGUUAUAAUUUUAUAUAUAUAUGGGGGUGGGGCUCAAAACAUGGGUAAGAAUGGGAUUAAUUGUGAAGAAAACCUCUCGUGCACCGUACACUUGCACGUGUAUCGAAAGUGAAAUUGCAAUGAAUGAAAUGUAGCAGGCGGAAGGUUGUUAGGUUGUGUUUACGGCUCCAACGUGUCUUUUUAUGAGGACGCACGGGGAACGUUGUGAAUGUUUUCUGGUGGAAGUGCUAAUGAUUAAAAAGGGGGUUACAGGGUGCCAUAUAAAGAUGCAAACUUGAACCCAAAAGGCGACGACGCAGCACAGCUUAUUCGUAUAGAAGUUUUCCUCCUCCUCAUCAUCAUCAUCCUCACCUAAAUGCUGCCAGUCGACAGUUUACCUGCGAGCAGAACUCCGAUUUAAAUUGGAUGAAAUGAGCUUUUGAGUGUUGUUAUUGUAUCCAAACGUGUGAGAACAAGUAUUUUCUAUUUCACAACGAUGUUGUGUGCUGUCGCCUAACACUUUUAAAGACUUCAAAAAGUUACAAAAAAAAGGAACAGAAGAGUUAGAAUCUAGUUUGUAUGUUUUAUUUUUUUGUCUACUAUGCAAACUUGGCAUUGGUUCUCAUGAUAGACGUCUAACUAACUAUAGCCGUGCUUGUAAGUGCAUUUUUAGUUUGGAUUUGGAAAGAUUUUCCAAUCAGGGGUGUUUUUGAUUUCCCACGUACAAGCUUGUGAUGAAUUGUUCAUUCUGGCACGCUUUCAUGAAAUCUUUGCUCAAUCUUACUGAAUGCUCUCCUCCCUCCCUGAGUGUUUUCUGUACAAAGUGUAAGAAAGAAUUUUUAAGACGAUUAAUAAAUUAUAUUUAUAAGCAAUGCUGAACAUGAUGACUUCCUGU